UUCAAUCAUGGGCAUAGCACUGAUGUUCCUGCUGGCUCUCUACCAGAUGCAAUCGGCCAUCCACAGCGAGAUUAUCGAGACGCCAUCCAGCUACAAUGAGAACUUGCUGCUGGAAGCUGCGGAGGAGCCCAAUUCGAGAGCCGCCACGGCUGAGUCGGAUCUGCUGGAUGGACUGAUGAGUACCGAUCCCAAUCCCAAUGCCGAGCAGCAAACCGAACUGGAGUUCCGCUAUCCGAUCUCGGCCAUUGGCAUAGACUAUGCCAAGAAUUCGGUGGUGUUGCGCUUCCAGAAGCAAGCGCGCAAACAGAACUUCAAGUACGAUCCGGACUACGAGAUGAAGCGCAAGUCUCUGCAGGACAAUUUCAUGCACUUUGGCAAGCGGCAGGCGGAGCAGCUGCCUCAGGCAACCGGACCCGGCUACUAUGAGGCGGUCAAGCGCGCCGCCAUGGAUCGCUAUGGACGCGAUCCCAAGCAGGAUUUCAUGCGUUUCGGGCGUGCCCCUUCGGACUUUAUGCGCUUCGGGCGUGCACCCUCGGACUUUAUGCGGUUUGGACGCGAUCCCAGCCAGGAUUUCAUGCGCUUCGGGCGCUCCGAUAACUUUAUGCGCUUUGGCAGGAACCUGAACUUCCACGAGGAGCUGCGCAGUCCCAAGCAGGAUUUCAUGCGUUUCGGUCGCCCGGACAAUUUCAUGCGCUUCGGCCGCUCCGCGCCCACAGAAUUUGAGCGUAAUGGCAAAAUGGACUCGAAUUUCAUGCGCUUUGGCAAGAGAUCAGGUGGACCAGCCAAAUUGACCAAAGCCCAGCUGCAGCUAAACAAAUUGACAACUGCCGAUGGCAAGCAGCAGCCAGCCGACGAGAGCAAUCCCACGGACAAGGCCAUCUCGAUGCUAUUCAACAAGCACCAGCAGCAAGAGCAGCAGCAUGAGGGGCAGCAGCAGCAGGGCGGGCAGAGGCAGCCACAGGAGGAGCGGCAGCAGCUGAAGAGCAGCGCAGAGCAGAACAACUUGGACGAAGCCAGCGUGGAGCAGUUCUAUGAGCCAUAGAUUCGCCCGCGCACAUCACACUGUAAAUAUAAAUUGGCCAAAAUUGAACACUAUGAUAAUUGUACUUAAAACUAUAUAUGUACUUAAACGCAUUAUAGAUAUUGCAGAAGAAAUUUAAAAACAAAAAAAAAGACAACUGUAAUUUGAAUUUUUAAUGGGGCUGGAUUAAAAAUUCACCACGCUUUGAUCUGAUCAUAAGAAAAACCAAAAAAAAAUAAAAUUUAGAAAACUCUAACCAAAGGUCAUACACAUACACGCACACAUACACCAAAGCACAUACUUAAGUGUAAUAUCGCAUUCAAAAUAAAUUCAAAAUAUUAAAUGUACUUCCCUAAAUGCAUUGAAAUGUUGUGAACAAUCUUUUAAAUAAAGACUACUCGCUAACUA
Drosophila montana is the source of this 1429-nucleotide messenger RNA. RefSeq names its product FMRFamide (gene FMRFa). The record is from RefSeq and is a predicted model, not a curated record. NCBI's taxonomy places the organism in Eukaryota, Metazoa, Arthropoda, Insecta, Diptera, Drosophilidae. Bases 8 to 1042 code for a protein of 344 amino acids. Gene Ontology annotation, biological process: neuropeptide signaling pathway. The transcript has a single exon.